Messenger RNA from Saprolegnia parasitica CBS 223.65, 600 nucleotides. RefSeq lists its product as hypothetical. Lineage: Eukaryota; Oomycota; Saprolegniomycetes; Saprolegniales; Saprolegniaceae. The transcript is spliced from 2 exons. The record is from RefSeq and is a predicted model, not a curated record. The coding region runs from base 1 to 600 and encodes 199 amino acids.
AUGCAGCACCGCGUGACGACGCGGCAGGUCGAGCGCACGAUGGCGGACCGGCGCCGGAUCGAGACGCAGAACACCGAGCUUCUCCGGUAUGCGUCGAGCAACCAGGUGCAGGCAAUGGCCAACAAGGGCGACAUGGCCGUGCUCGCCAAGCGGCGCGGGAACGCGGCCUUCCAGCGCAACGCCGAGGCGAUGCUUGAAGAGCGCAGCUUUGUCGCCGAGCGCGACCUCAAGCGCAACCUCCGCACAAAAGAGCAGAACGACAGCCUCGCGCGGGCCCUCGAAGAAGAGCGCCGGAUGAGCGAGCGCCGCGAGCGCGAGAUCCAGCGCAUUUGCGAGUCGAGCGAAGAGCUCCGCGAGCUUGAGAGCAUGCUCAAGGUCGCGUACGUCAAUAAGGAGCGAUCUGUGCAGCAGGCCGAGCGCGAAACUUUGAGCCAAAUCGAAAAGUCGCGCGAGAAGGCCAUCGAGACGCAAAUGGAGUACGACCGGCAGCGCGCCGAGGUCGACAUGGCCACCAAGGAGAUCGCGCGGCGCGCCGAAGCUGGAUUCUUGCCCAAAGGCGUCGCACGACAAGUGUCCCGAGCAGGUCUCGGGUCGCGCUAG